AUGAAAGGAUUUUCUGUUCCUUCAGUCCGAGCAGAACACCACUACCUUAAUGAAUGCAUUGACGCCAUGGAUAGAAAGCUAGUUGUAAUCCAAAAGCCAUUCUUAUUUGGCAACAGCUGGUUGGAUCGUUGCAGCAGCGCCUCCAUGGCUCUUGUGGCUGUAUAUGAUUACAAAAAAGGAAACCAAAAACAAUACAUUUAUCUUCAAGACUACAUGUGUAUCAUCUUUGGCAACAGCAAAAAAUAUCUUGAAGAGCUAUUAAGAGCAGAUGAGACCAAUCCGCAGAGAAUGAGGAUGAGAAUUUUGAGAGCCUAUACUGAAACUGCUUUUGAGGGAAGAGCUAAACACUAUGAAGCUAAUAAUCUGCAUUUUGCUUCUCUUUCUUCUCUUGCAAUUAUUUCUCUGCUGAGAAGAUCGUUACUGGAAAUCUGCUUUCUUGCGAGGACGUCUUCUCUUGCGUUAUUGUCUCUUGAUGCCCUGUUCAAGCGACGUGCCUCCAAAAAUGACACAACGAAGGCAUCUUUUACCUACUCUAACUACGAACUUGGAGAGAUAAAAGCCUCAUCAAAGAUAUCAGUCUCUCUCUCAGAGCUUCUCAAGAAUUCAGACUGGAACUCCAGCUGUGUCAAUCUCGUGUUUUUGGUCUCUGAUGUCAAUGAUGAUGAGAGUGAUAAUGAUGGUGCAGGCAUAGAUACAGACGCAGAUGUGGAAGGGAGACGAAAUGAGAACUGGGCCAGAAAACUAGGUGUUGGAAUAUGUGAUUCCAUCUUUUUGCCAGACGAAUAUUACUGGGGCUGCAUCUGUCUCAACUAA
Molecule: messenger RNA, 813 nt
Organism: Phycomyces blakesleeanus NRRL 1555(-)
Lineage: Eukaryota; Fungi; Mucoromycota; Mucoromycetes; Mucorales; Phycomycetaceae
Exons: 7
Coding region: 1-813 (270 amino acids)
Source: RefSeq, a predicted model, not a curated record